Molecule: messenger RNA, 1910 nt
Organism: Leptinotarsa decemlineata (Colorado potato beetle)
Lineage: Eukaryota; Metazoa; Arthropoda; Insecta; Coleoptera; Chrysomelidae
Product: probable multidrug resistance-associated protein lethal(2)03659
Biological process (GO): transmembrane transport
Cellular component (GO): membrane
Molecular function (GO): ATP binding; ATP hydrolysis activity; ABC-type transporter activity
Source: RefSeq, a predicted model, not a curated record
UUACUUUGGAACUAACCCAACCUAACCUAACCAAUGGGGUUUUAUUUUUCAACGUGCGAUUCACAGCACGGUGAACUGUUACAGCUAGCUACUGAUAACAGGGAUAGGUAUUGGUGAAUCUAACAUCACACACUGGCUUGGAGCAAGAGAUAACGAAUUACAUUUCAAAUCUGCAGUUGAACUGUAGUCACAUUAGUAGUAAUGGCCAAUAGAGUUGGUAUUGAAUGGUUUGGCCAUUAAACAUCUCGCUUUUCUGGGCUCGUGGAGUGAACAAUCAGCUUCGAAAGCUACUUUUUUUAAAUUCGAUCAACACCAAUAGUGUAUCCUGGUUCACAUCGAAUGGUAUUAAUCUUUGAUUCAUGGAUUUUCCGAAGAUUUACGAAAACACCCUAUGAAUUGAAGGGGAGUUACAAUUCUACAGUGCAGGAGAAGUCCUUUUGUUGAAUGGCUCUACUUCAAACUGAAUCUUAUACUUAGAUUCUCAUUAGUAGUAUUGUGAAGAAAUUAGGAAAUGAAAUAUGGGUAGAAAUUCUCAAUAAAUUUGAAAGUUCUGAUAUAUUUCCUUUGGAAGACAUUUCUGUGUAGAAGUAAAUGUCUGAUGUUUUCAGGUUUCUCAACCUAACUAAUUUAAAAAAUAAAUGAAUCCGGAUCGAUAGGAAAUUUUCUUAGGAAUUUUACCCAACGCAACUGAUGCGGGUUGAUAUUUCAUUGAUUGUUACUACAUAUCUGCCUUACAUUUUAGUUCGAAGUCCUAUGAUAGGCUAUCUCAAUGCAUCACUGGAAGGCUUGACAACUAUCAGAGCUCAUAAUGCAGAAAAGAUACUUAUAGAUGAGUUUGAUCGUCAUCAAGAUUUAUACACAUCAGCAUAUUAUACGUCAAUUUGCACUAUGAGAGCAUUUACCUUUUUCAUGGAUUGUACGGGAUGUACCUUGAUUAUUGCUGUAGUAAUAAAGUUCAUCUUUUUUGAUACAGAGGCAAGUGCAGGUGAUGUUGGUCUAGCUCUAACACAGGUAUCAUUGCUAGGGGACACCAUUCAAUGGGGACUUCGAAAGUGGUCAGUAAUGGAGAAUUAUAUGACAUCCGUAGAAAGGCUGUUAGAAUAUACAAAAGUUACGCCAGAAUCAGAGGCAGGAAUGGUAUUGGAUGAUUGGCCGAAUCAAGGUUGCAUGAAUUUUGAAAAUGUUUCACUCACUUAUGGCAAAUCCACUGUCCUGAAGAAUUUGUCGUUUGAAGUAGAGCCAAAGCAAAUGAUUGGCAUAGUGGGAAGAACAGGCGCUGGAAAGUCAUCAUUGAUAUCGACAAUUUUCAGAUUAUACGAUAUUCAGGGCAAAAUUUUAAUUGAUGGUGUUGACAUUAAAACGGUGUCCAUGAAAUUUCUUCGCAAAAAUAUUUCUAUAAUUCCCCAAGACCCAGUAAUAUUCCAUGGUUCUGUUCGUUUCAAUCUCGAUCCAUUCGGAGAAUUUGAAGAUGUGGAUUUAUGGAAUGCCUUAGAAAAAGUGAACUUGAAAUAUUUGGUUCCAAGUUUGAAUCUGGAUAUGAUAAGUGAAAUAAAUUUGAGUGCCGGGCAAAAGCAACUUUUCUGUUUAGCUAGGGCUAUUCUACGAAAAAACAAAAUCGUCAUUCUGGAUGAAGCCACAGCAAAUAUGGAUUAUACUACAGAUGUAAUGUUGCAUAAUACUAUCACACAGCAUUUUCAAAACUGUACGAUAUUUAUUAUUGCACACAGAUUACAUUCAGUUUUGAAAUGUCAGAGAGUAAUGAUUUUGAGUAAAGGUGUUAUUGUGGAAUAUGACGCUCCAUCUACGUUACUCAGGAAUAGAAGCGGAUUUUUUUUCAAAAUGGUGAAACUGGCCAAUCAAGGUGAAUAUAUGUUUGAUAAUGAGAAAGAAAAAUAAAUGUUUUUCCGGUG